This is a messenger RNA of Colletotrichum chrysophilum, 1491 nucleotides long. RefSeq lists its product as uncharacterized. Bases 1 to 1491 code for a protein of 496 amino acids. NCBI's taxonomy places the organism in Eukaryota, Fungi, Ascomycota, Sordariomycetes, Glomerellales, Glomerellaceae. The record is from RefSeq and is a predicted model, not a curated record. Gene Ontology annotation, biological process: base-excision repair. Gene Ontology annotation, molecular function: catalytic activity. The transcript is spliced from 2 exons.
AUGCAGACUCGAGCUGCCGCAAGACUUGCAGCGAAAGCUGCCUCCCAGCCUCAGGUGACAAAGACAGAGCCUGUGAAGGCUGGAACAAAGCGCGCAGCAGCUACCCAGCCUACUGAGACCCGACAGGCGAAACGACGUGGAGCAAAAUCCAAGCAGCCAUCUCAGCCAGUAAAGAAGGCCAUUGAUGUUCUUCCUCAUGGGUUGGGAACUAUUCAUGAUGGGAAAAGCAUCCAGGCUACAAGCGGCGUUCAGGGGGGACACACAUCUACUCCAAACGACGAUGACAAGCUGAAGAUCAGUGGCCACCAGAAGAACGAUGAUGUCCAGAAGGGUACUGCUAAAGAGAAGAGUACUGCUGGCGGAAAAGAUAAGAAGAGAAUCCCUAAUCCCUACGGUCUGAUGCCUGGCCGAACGCCCUUUCCUAACCACCAGGGCCCAACAGCAGAACAAUGCCAAAUUGUUCACGAUAUACUCACUGCACAGCAUGGCGAGAGAAAGUCUCCAAGCAAGAUCCUGCCACCAUCUACUGAGGUUGCAGGAUGUGGUGAGGUACCAGACAUCUUGGACGCAAUGAUGCGAACAAUGGUUAGCGCGAACACAAAGAUGACCAACGCGGACAAGGUCAUCAAAGAAAUCAUCAAGGCGUACGGUGUGCUCGACAAGGAUGGUCUUGGGGCUGGUAGCAUCGACUGGAAUGCUGUCCGGAUGUCCCCGAUUCAAAAGCUUCGGAAGGCGAUGAUUACUGGUGGACUUUCUAAGGUGAAGAGCGAGCAGAUGAAGGAAAUCCUCAACAAAGUGUUCGAGGAGAACCAACUCAGAAAGGCAGCAUUCGUCAAAGAAAAGGAAUCAGGAGAGGCGGCAAGUGUGAAAGGAGCUGCCAAAAUGAGCCAAGGCCAAAAGGACCACCAACUACUCAAGAUUGACAACGGAAUUUUGACACUGGACCACAUCCGCACCAUGCCAGCAGCCGAAGCAAUGCCAGAGAUUCUGCAGUACAAGGGCAUUGGCAUCAAGACAACUUCAUGUCUUCUCCUUUUCUGCCUCCAGCAACCCAGCUUCGCAGUCGACACGCACGUUUGGCGAUUCUGCCUGUGGUUGGGAUGGGUUCCCAGAAAGGCAAGUGCCGAUAAAACCUUCAAGCAUUGCGACUACCGAGUUCCCGACGAGUUGAAGUAUGGCCUCCAUCAGUUGUUCAUCGUGCAUGGGCAGCAGUGCUACCGCUGCCGCAGUGGCACCGCAAAGGGUACGGCUCAGUGGAAUUCUGUCGUCUGCCCCCUCGAGCAUCUCCUAGACCGUUUCGAGAAGCACGAGGCUAAGGCGCCCAAAAAGUCGACGAAGGCCAGUCUCAAAGAGGAGAAAACCAAUAUUGAGGAGCCUUCCAAGGAGACGGUGGAUGAGGACACGGAGCAGGCACUCAUGGAAGAUGAUGGCGCUGAAGACGAAACCCAGAGUCGGUCUUCUGAAAAUGGAAGUGACGGCAACGCAAUCUAG